This is a messenger RNA of Cervus elaphus (red deer), 699 nucleotides long. It is a transcript of the gene ADIG, whose product is annotated as adipogenin. The transcript has 3 exons. Gene Ontology annotation, biological process: white fat cell differentiation; brown fat cell differentiation. The record is from RefSeq and is a predicted model, not a curated record. The coding region runs from base 53 to 298 and encodes 81 amino acids. Gene Ontology annotation, cellular component: cytoplasm; nucleus; lipid droplet. Lineage: Eukaryota; Metazoa; Chordata; Mammalia; Artiodactyla; Cervidae.
CGCCAGGUCCCCAGGGCAGCCCAGGCCGGCCCGGCCUAGCCGCACACGCACCAUGAAGUAUCCUCUGGUGCCACUGGUGAACGAGCUGACGUUUUCUUUCCUGGUGUUCUGGCUCUGUCUGCCCGUGGCCUUGCUGCUAUUCUUGCUGAUCAUCUGGCUACGCUUCUUACUCAGCCAAGAUUCAGAGGAAAAUGACUCAGAUGUAUGCCUCGAUUGGGAGCCUUGGAGCAAAGACCCUGCCGAGUUUUGCCAGGAGGAGAUGCUCCACAGCCAAGAGGAGGAGAGGCCCUGCUGCUGAGCCUAUUCUGCCGGACCCAGCGUUUCACUACUUCCCAGCCUGGUUCUCCUGGCGUCAGUGGGGCCGUGGCCGUGGCCGACGGCGAUGGGAGACUCUCCAGGGAGGGGAGAGGACUUUGGCGAGUGAGGUGCUCCCCUGUGACCCCAGUUUGGCUCCUCCACUGAUGGACACACAAACGCCUCCAGAGACCCGGCUCUCCUCUGUUACAGAUGACCUCCUCGGCCCCCCAGGGAGGAGCCGGAGCGUCUUAUACUGUGAAGACAGCAUAAGCGGGCCCUCGGGGAGAAGCUGGCCAACAGCUCAGAGGUCUGCCGGGGCAGGGCUGGGCCGGAGAGCGUGGAUCCGUAUUAAAGAAACAAAGGGGAUUCCUGGGCUCAGGGGACCCUGACAAACCUGCUGGG